AUGUUAGUCGCUUCGAUUGGUCUUACCCUGCUGCUGCAAGUCAGUUCAAUAGCAGGACAAGGAUACCAAGUAUAUGGAUCACCCAAUGUGCAGGUUAUAUACCCGACUUCGUCGCAGGUUCAAGUCAUAGGCUCAAGACCGUUCUUCCGGCGCGGGAUAUGGGAAAUUGUAAGAAAUCUUACGAUCACUGCAAAUGCAACUAGCCAGGAUGUACAAUUUGUCAGUCCUUCGGCCAACGCAAAUAUUGCGUUGUCAAGUAACCACAAUUCCGGGAACGCUCCUCUACGAAAUCUUCUGAGAAACCUGUUUGGUCGCCAGCCCAAUAUCCAAUAUGUGAACCUGAAUAGCAGAGCCUUCAACGACCGUUCCCAGGAGCCACAGUACUGGGGUAAUUAUCAGCCCUUUGCCAGUCCAGUGGCUUUGCCCCGCACACGGGUUAAGUUUGUGCGACAGGGUGUGCCUCGCCGGAUUUUGGUACGGAAUCUCAAGUCCAGCCAGGCUCAGAUGACCAAUGUGGAAACUUACAGGAUUCCUGUUUUCGAGGACGAAUGGCAGUAUGACACGACAUUUUCCGAAUAAUAUCCUGAUUUCGAAACUUGCUACGAAAUUAAAGUCGACUCUUAGGAGAAAA
Molecule: messenger RNA, 631 nt
Organism: Drosophila elegans
Lineage: Eukaryota; Metazoa; Arthropoda; Insecta; Diptera; Drosophilidae
Exons: 2
Coding region: 1-579 (192 amino acids)
Source: RefSeq, a predicted model, not a curated record